Mytilus trossulus (common blue mussel) is the source of this 4452-nucleotide messenger RNA. RefSeq names its product serine/threonine-protein phosphatase 6 regulatory ankyrin repeat subunit C-like. The record is from RefSeq and is a predicted model, not a curated record. The transcript is spliced from 4 exons. NCBI's taxonomy places the organism in Eukaryota, Metazoa, Mollusca, Bivalvia, Mytilida, Mytilidae. Gene Ontology annotation, molecular function: protein binding. The coding region runs from base 1 to 4452 and encodes 1483 amino acids.
AUGGCAACAUCACAGCCACAAGAAGAUGUUAUGUUUUUACGAUUGGCUGGUUUAUUACUCAGGAUCGCACCACGUGCUGUAAGACGAUGGUUUGACAAUGAAUUUCAUCCUGAUAGAUUGAACCAAUUUCUGAGAAAAAAUCGGCAUAAGAUAGAUGGCAUGAAAUGUAAGGAGAGAGUGAUAUCACAGGCAAUGUAUAACUUACUUUAUCCAAGAGGUUUAUCUGGAGUAUCAUCAGACAAGUUUGAUAUAUCAUUGAUGAUAUGUUUAAUGAGACAUUUUGCUGACCUUGACAUUCAAGAUAAUCUUCCAUCGAAAACAAUGCAUACUACAGCUGCAGAUAUUUCAAGGAUAAAAUUUUACAGAAACUACAUUGUUCAUUCAGACAAUGGGAAAGUUACUGAAGACAGGUUUUCAGAAAUAUGGAACUGCGUAGAAGAGGCUAUUGUUAGACUUUUACCAGAUAUUAAGCCUGAGAUUGAUGAUCUGAAGAUUUCAUCGUUAACGAAUGUUGGUGAUAUAAAACACAUUUUACGGCUUGAGAAAGAAUUAGAAAAAAAUAAUCAGCAUCUUAGUGCCAUAAACCAGAAGCUGCAAACGCUUGACAUACAACAUAAUAAUAACAGAGAAAUACACCAAAGAAUUUUGAAAGAAUGGAGAGUUACUGACGUGAAAUACGUUUCUACUUCGGCAACGACAUUUAUUUACAAAUCUUUACAAAAAAACAGAAGUGUUAUUAUUACUGGUUCCCCAGGGUGUGGGAAAUCUGCAGCUGCUCAUCAUGUAGCUUUGGAAUUGGAAAAAGAGGGAUAUGAAAUAGUACCUUGUGACGAUCCUUCAGAAAUCACUCAGCAUUUAACAACAGAGAAGUUCCAAGUUUUUAUGAUUGAUGACGUUUGCGGUAAAUUCGCUCUUAAUCAACAAAAAGUAAACUCUUGGGAUCAAUACGAGGAUAAAUUAAAUCUGUUACUGGAAUCAAAUCAGAAUAACGACAAGGAAGACAGUGCCAACAAAUCUGAGGAAGGCGGUUCAAGCAAAUCAAAGGGCGACUGCUUCAGCAAAUAUAAUGAAGAAAACUCCACCCAAUUUAAGGAAGACAGCUUCAAAAGGAAUAAAGUUAAGUUUAUAAUAACAUGCAGAGAGAAUAUAUAUGUUCAUAAGGCGUUCCCAAAACUGAAUUGUCUUUCACAUAUUCAAUGCAGCUUUAGUACUAAUUACAAAAUUUCGCAAGAUGAAAUGAAUGAAAUUGCGUUGUCUUAUUUAUCUGAGGAUACUACGAUGACCAUUCCAAACAUUUUUCUGUAUGAUUUCUUUCCUCUAAUAUGUGUUUUGUACUCAAAAAAGGUUAAUCGAGAUCAGACAUUCUUUACUCAUCCUGUUGAAAUAAUUGGAAACGAAAUUUCAGAAAUGAAAAUUAAAUCUGAAUCACAUUUUCUCUGUCUUUCUCUUCUGGUUCUGAAGAAUAAUUUUAUCAGUGAAGAUGACUUCAGAUCUGGAGAUAUGGAACAGCUAAUAACAGACAUAUGCAGGAACUGUCAAUUUGAAUCAUUCGUUUCUAUGGUGUCUAUUCAGAACUGUUUUGAAAGUCUAAAUGGUAUAUAUGUUAUUGAGGUAGGAGGUAUUUAUACAGCAAUCCAUGAUAAAAUGUUUGACAUCAUUUCAACAGCUAUUGCACCAUCUUUAAUUAAUUGCUUGAUAAAGUUUGCUGACAUUAAAUUCAUCGCAAAUCGCAUUCAGCUUUUGUCAUUGGGUAAAAGUAGUCUCCCUUGUGUAGUAUAUAUCGAACCUGAGUAUAAGAAUAUGUAUUUAAACAGACAAUAUAAGGAAGCAAUGAAAGGAAAUUAUUGGGAAGUAUUUGGAGGCAUACAGACAGAGAACGAGGCAUAUAGAAGUUUACUUUUAUCUUUUCUGAAAGAGCAAGACAAACUUCUACAGACUUGUUAUGUUCCUGGUGAUGAUGGAUUGACUCCAUUGUUUGUAUCGUCAUCUUUAGGAUAUAUUGAUUUUGUAAAAUACUUUGUAGUAAAAUGUCUUCAUUGCAUCAACGAAAAAGACAAGGAAGGUAUAUCUCCUUUCUAUAUCGCGUGUAAAAACGGUCACAUUGCAGUUGUUAAACAUUUGAUAAAAUAUUAUAAAGACGUCAAUGCAGAAAUGGUAUAUAAAACAACAGCAUUAUCCGCAGUCUGUUAUAAUGGCCACACUGAUGUGGCUCAACUGUUAUUAGACAAUAAUGCAGAUAUCAACCGAGCGAACAAAAAAAAUGAAAACGCACUUCAUUACGCCUGUGGCGGUGGUAAUGUACAAAUGGUGAUUUUAUUAUUGAGAGCAUAUAAUAUGGAUACACUUAACAAUACCAAUGAGCAAACUACUUUACAUAUAGCAUGCAAAAAAGAACUAAAACAAAUAGUUACACCAGCGAGGGCAUUUUGUAGAGAUGUCAAUCAGCAAUGUGACCCUGGCUUUACACCACUGUAUAUUGCUUGUCGUCAAGGUCAUUAUGAAACGGUGAAAUUGUUACUUGAUUUGAACAGACAAACAAAUAACUGUGUUGAUACAACGAUAAAAGAUAACAAAGGAUGUUCAAUUUUACAUGCAGCAUCUUUUUCUGGGUGUACAGCAAUUGUUAAGUUAUUGAUUGAUGUCGGUAUGAAUGUAAAUGAUACAUCAACUGAAGGUUUGACGCCGUUAUAUGUAGCUUGUCAACUCGGUCACUUUGACACAGUGAAAUUUCUACUAGAUUUAAAAGGAAAAACAUCCAAAAGUUGUGUUGAUACAGGAAUCUUAGUUAUGAAUGGGUGGUCAGCUUUACAUAUAGCUUGUAAUAAUGGAAAUACAGAAGUAGUGAAAUUAUUGGUUGAUGCCGGAAUGAAUAUAAAGGGUUCAUCAAAUGCUAGGAGAACACCUUUAUUUCUAGCUUGUGAAAACGGUCACUAUGACACAGUGAAAUAUUUACUUUGUUUAAACGGAAAAACAUCAAAUGAUCGUGUUGAUGCAACAAUAAAAGAUGAGGGGGGGUCAGAAGUUCUGCAUGCUGCUUGUUCUAAGGGACAUACAGAAAUUGUCAAAUUAUUGUUUGAUGUAGGUAUGCAUAUAAAUGACACAUCAAUUGAAGGUUAUACACCACUAUAUUUAGCUUGUAUGUACGGUCACUAUGACACAGUGAAAUUCUUACUUGAUUUAAACGGAGAAAAAUUUGAUAGUUGUGUAGAUACCACCAUUAAACAUAUAGAAGGAUGGUCAGUUUUACAUGUAGCUUGUUUCAAAGGACAUACAGGAGUUAUUAAGUUAUUGAUAAAGAUCGGUAUAAAUAUAAAUGAAACAUCAACAAACGGUUCCACACCACUAUAUCUAGCUUGUAAGAACGGUCACUACGAAACAGUUAAAUACUUACUUGAUUUAAACGGCAAAACAUUAAAUAGCGUUGUAGAUACAACAAUUAAAGACGAAUAUGGAUGGUCAAUGUUGCAUGCUGCUUGUUCGAAUGGACAUAAAGAAGUAGUAAAGUUAUUAGUUGACGCUGGUUUAAAUGUAAAUGAUAUAACAAAUGAAGGUGUUACAUCAUUUUUAAUAGCUUGUUGGGACGGUCACUAUGACACAAUAAAAUACUUACUUGAUUUAAAUGACCAAACAUUAAGUAGUCGUGUAAAUACAACAAUUAAAGACAAAUAUGGAUGGUCAGUUUUACAUACAGCUAGUGUAAAUGGGCAUACAGAAGUAGUCAAGUUAUUGAUUGAUGAUGGUUUGGAUGUAAAUGACACAACACAAAUUGGUUGUACACCACUACUUCUAGCUUGUCAGAACGGUCAUUAUGACAUUGUGAAACACUUACUUGAUUUAAACGGCGACACAUUAAAUAGUUGUGUAGAUACAACAAUUAAAGACGAAUAUGGAUGGUCGGUUUUACAUGAAGCUUGUUUUCAGGGACAUACAAAUAUGGUGAGGUUAUUGAUUACGGCCAAUGUGAAAAUAAAUGACAAAACAAAGUACGGUUCCACACCUCUAUAUCUAGCUUGUCAGAACGGUCAUUAUGAAACAGUGAAUUUUUUACUUGAUUUAAACGACAAAAAAUCAAAUAAUCUUGUGGAUACAACAGUUAACUAUGACGAUGGACGGUCAGUUUUACAUACAGCUUGUUUUAAUGGGCAUACAGAAGUAGUUAAGUUAUUGAUUGAGAUCGGUUUGAAUGUCAAUGACAGACAGAAAAACGGUUUUACACCACUAUAUCUAGCUUGUCUGAAAGGUCAUUAUGAAACUGUGAAAUAUUUACUUGAUUUAAACGGCGACAAACUAAAUAGUCGUGUUGAUACAACACUAAAAGAUACACAAGGUAACUCGGCUUUGCAUGCAGCAUUUUCAAAUCAACACACAGAUGUGGUGCAGUUAUUGACCGAGUAUGGUAAUUGUGAAGCAGAACAAAGACAUAGUAUAACAGAAUAUUGUGUGAUAUCGUGA